Messenger RNA from Dermacentor albipictus, 3059 nucleotides. Its product is annotated as membrane metallo-endopeptidase-like 1. Gene Ontology annotation, cellular component: plasma membrane. The record is from RefSeq and is a predicted model, not a curated record. Gene Ontology annotation, biological process: protein processing. Gene Ontology annotation, molecular function: metalloendopeptidase activity. NCBI's taxonomy places the organism in Eukaryota, Metazoa, Arthropoda, Arachnida, Ixodida, Ixodidae.
CGCUCCAGCCACGUUCGGCACGUCGUUGGGGCCGUCCUCGUCGAAGCGAAUACAACGGCUCCAGAAAGGCUCCGACAGGCGAUAGGGACCUGAAAACGCCCGGACCCUUACUUGCGUCGACGCGGCAGAAAGUGCACUCACCAUGGAGAAACAGGAGCUAUUUACAACCCUGCGCACCGACAUCGGCGAAGAAGGCGUCGAGAAGAAACUGGAGGAAGAGCGUCGAAAGCUUCGGCGAAAAAGGAAGAGGCUUCGGGAACAGCUGCGCAUGGAAAUGGAGGCCCUUGGACUGCAAGUGCCACAAGAGGAGGACGCGACACAAACCAGCAAGCGUCACACGCUUUCAAGCAGGACAUCAAGGACAACCAAAACUGAUGUCGAGAGGGCUUCAGUCCAUAAGGCGACGACUUCAAGAAAGUCAUCGAAAUCAACCAGAACUACAGUUGAAGCAGACAAGGGCUCAGUGAAGUCAGAGACGCCAUCGAAGCAUUCAAAGGAGACCCAAGGUUCGGCGAGCGCUCAAUCGAAGCCAAGCUCGGCGAAGGGUUCGGUGUCUGCAAAGAGAACGUCAGAAGCUUCGCUGAAAGGAUCCAAAACGCCAACUGCGGAAGCUGAGGCGAAGCCCGAGGAAGCCGUUAAAGAACAACCGGAGGGUGAGCCAGCGCCUGUUGAGGAAGCCUGGGACCAAGGACCGGAGCAAGGUGGAGCUGAGAAGGAAGGUUUCGCCUUCGACAUGUUUCCCGAGUACGGAGACGAGCCGGCCCAGCAAGGAAAGCCCGAGCCCGCGAAGGAGGCCGAGCCCGCGAAGGAGGCCGAGCCCGAAGGGCAGCGCCUGCUCAUUGCGGCGCUGGUCGUGCUGGCCACGCUGGCGCUGAUCGUGAUGGGUGGCCUGUUCCUGUACGCCAAGCCGUUCGAGGUCCUCACCAACGGCACCAUCCUCAAGACCGGCCCUUGCUCGUCGCCCGGCUGCCUCAAGGCCAAGGCGCUCUCCGACUCCAUGCUUCAAUCCGCCAACGUCAAGCAGGGAAGCCUGCACCCCUGCAACAGGUUCUACGAGUACUCGUGUGGGGGCUGGGCAACCAGGCACAUAGAAACCAGCACGCGCGCUUCGCUGAACGAGGUACUGGUCAACAUGAUGAACCGAACUCUGUCCACGGCCAAUCUGGACACGUCGGAGAACGAGCCGUACCGAAACAUGAUCCUCUUCUACCGAUCCUGCAUCGAAUUUCACUCGACGACCAUGCCGACAGAUGUGCGCGUGCGGAAGGCCCUCUACCUGCUCGACUUGAGCUUCACCGAGUGGCUUUACCACAACCAGGAACCCAUAAUCCUGUUCUACUUCAUGAUACGCCUCUCUCUGUCCCAGGGCAUCAACACGCUACUAAAACUGCGCGUGGUCGAGAAGAAUCGGGAGGCGCGCGUGGUGAUGGAGGUCGGCAUGUCGGCGUGGCAAAAGUUCUCCUCGGCCACCUCGCGUAAGUUUGACGAGAGGACAUACAGGCUGUACAUGAGCGAUGUGCUCUUCAGCCUCGACAUCCCCAACAUCACCGAUAAGAUCGUCGAGAAAACGCUCAGCUGGGACAACGAUACUACAACAAGGCACAUGCUGGCGACGAAGGACCUUAUCCAUGAGCACACCGUCUACGAUAUGAUCCAAGCAGAGGGCAAGGUGACUGGAGCGGACUGGUUGUACGCCAUCAACGACAACUUGCCGCAGACGCUGCGCCUAAGGAACAACUCGCACAUGGACACGCACAACCUGACGUUCAUCGAGGAAGUGAUCAACGAAUUCUUCACCAAGAGCAAGGUCGAACUGGUCACCUACGUCUUCACGCUGGCUAUUGCCGAGCUGCUUCGCUACGACUUCAACAGAGAACACAGGUACAUAGCGACGUGCCUGAAGUCCUCGUACGACAACUUCCCCGACCCCCUGAGGAGCCUGUUUGUCAAGAAACACCUGAAAAAGAGCGUCAUCAACCACUUUCGGAUAUUCUUCGAGAACAUCAAGAAAGAAGUGCAUGACAGCGUUUCCACCUUCGACUGGAUGGACCAGAACACGCACAUCAAGGCACGCGUCAAGAUCAGCACGGUGGGGCUGCGAACUGUGGAGAGCACCACCACUCGAGAGGUGAACCCCGACGAGGAGCCGAUGUCCGGGGACUUCCUGUCCAACUACGUGGUGAUUGCUCGCUACAACAAGAAGCGUGCCAACCGCUAUCCAGAGCCGAGCCAGAAAUUCCAGCAGAACCUCGACCUGAUCAUCGGGGACGUAUUAGUGGACUACGAGGAGAACGCGAUCAGCGUCCCCGCCAGAGACAUGCUGGAGCCAGUUUUCUACGAGGACGCGAAAGAGAAGUUCGUCAACCUCUCGGCAAUCGGCCCUGUGGUGGCAGCCGAGGUGAUCUCCGUGGCCUUCUCGCCGUCCGGCUCCAGGUUCGCGGCCGGCGGUCUCAAGAUCGACUGGUGGCCCGAGCGGGUCGUCACGAACUACAAAAAACGCUUGAACUGUUACGAGAGUGAGUAUGCCCAGCUUAGGGAUGACGUUAUGUUGGGCAAUACUACCGGCGCGGGGCGAACAUCACAAGAGGUCCUGGAGUACCUGAUGACGUACAGCCGGGGCCUCGAGAUCGCCUACAAGAUGGCCGACAUUUCGGACAACAAGAACAAGCAGCUGUUUUUCACGCGAUUCUGCCAGACGUUUUGCAACAGCAACCAGUUCAAGAACACGCACGCGCGCAGGACCCUCAACGUCAAGCUUGCCUGCAUGUAUCCGUUGCUGCACAGCGAAGGCUUCCGCGAAGCGUUCGAAUGCGACCACACGCACACGCUCUACCCGAAGAAGACCUGUCCGCUCCUGUAAUCGGCAGGAUGCUUCGACAUGCCUACAAGUUUGAGGCUUGUGCUGCGAAGUCGGCGCUUUGGCUUUGGACUUGGUAUCGUCUUUGUGAAGCUAGUUGACGCAUCGCUCCCAACACGUGUCUGACCUAGGGUGCCCUUCGGUCACCUGCUUACGACACACUGUUUGCAACACUGUUUGAUUAAUAUAGUUUUCGCCUGAA